AGACAACAAAAAUAAAUUUGUGGAAAACAAGCAGAGUGAAUGAUGGCGGCGUCGCUGGUUCGGCGGGACAAGAAUUCUACUGCUGCCCAUUUAAAGGCAGAUCUUAAUUGGACUGACAACACCUCUGGUGUCCGACAACUUCAAGAACUACUUGAUUGUGUUCUUAAUCCAGAAAAGCCAGCGGCAGACACAGAAGCCCUUGACUGGUGUAAAUGUCUAAUAGCAGGAGGAGAAGGUUUCGAAGAGUUCUGCAAAACGGUCCGGUCCUAUGACAACGCUACUUUAUGUGGCUUGGUUUGGACAGCCAAUUUUGUGGCAUACCGCUGUCGGACCUGUGGCAUUUCUCCUUGCAUGUCACUUUGUGCAGAAUGUUUUAAUAACGGCGAUCACACAGGCCAUGAUUUCAACAUGUUCAGGAGCCAGGCUGGUGGGGCCUGUGACUGUGGAGACAGUAAUGUCAUGCGAGAGACUGGAUUUUGCAAUCGGCAUCGGUUAAGAACCGGGGAGAAUGUCCCCACAGUCCCCAGAGACUUACUACUGAUGUCAGAGAUGGUCCUGCCUCGCUUCAUCAUCUGUAUCAUACAAUACCUAAGGGAUGGAUACACUGAACCAGACACAUCAACUGAGAGGGACCUACAGAAGGUCUUACAGCAGCUGGAACCCCAGAUCUCCUUCUUAGAAGAACUUACGAAGAUGGGGGGGGCAAUGAGAACUGUACUGACAAAGAUCCUAACGAAUCAGCAAAUAUUCAAGGACCUGAGCAUGGGUCAAGAGGAUAAUGUAUAUGCAAAAAUGAACUAUGAGAAAUACCUGUCAGCGCUGAAGAACUCAUGCCUGGUGUCUGUAGAGGAGAAGGCCCAGUCUGGGGCUGCAGAGCCCACUCUCGGGGCUGAGGCAGGGGCUGGCGCAGGGGCUCUGGGCUUACUGGGAGCUGAAGCACCAGCCAGCCCUGAUGAGUCCAAUAAAGAGGAGGAUCAAGAUGGGGGGCAAUCUGUUGGACAGAGAAAGAGAGUUAAACUUAGUAGCACUGCCAAAGAUCAAUCCAUUAUGGACUCUCUAAAACACAAAUGUUUUCUGGAGGAGUUGCUGUUUUGGACAAUAAAGUAUGAGUUUCCUCAGAAGAUGGUUACUUUUCUACUGAACAUGCUGCCAGAUCAAGACUACAAGAUCACCUUCACGAAAACAUUUGUUCAACAUUAUGCGUUCAUUAUGAAGACACUGAUGAAAAGCCAUGAGUCAGAUACCAUGUCCAACCGCAUCGUACAUAUCAGUGUACAGCUGUUCAGCAAUGAGGAGCUAGCACGUCACGUCACCGAGGAGUGUCAACUCCUAGACAUCAUGGUUACUGUCCUCCUCUACAUGAUGGAGAGUUGCCUUAUCAAAAGUGAACUUCAAGAUGAAGAGAACAGCAGCCAUGUUGUGGUCAACUGCAGCGAGCCUCUGCUGAAGAACAACACUUACUGGCCUUUAGUUAGCGAUUUUAUUAAUAUUCUCUCACACCAAAGUGUAGCAAAAAAAUUCCUGGAGGACCACUCACUGCUCAUGCUGUGGAUGAGCUUUGUGUCCUUCUUUCAAGGUAUGAACUUGAAUAAGCGGGAGUUGAGUGAGCACGUGGAGUUUGAGUCCCAGACGUACUAUGCAGCAUUUGCGGCAGAGUUGGAGGCCUGCGCACAACCAAUGUGGGGUCUCCUCACACACUGCAAAGUCAAAGAGACACAGGAAUACACCAAGACGGUGGUGCGUUACUGCUUGGAGACUCUGCAGAUCUGGUUUGAUGCCAUUGGCUUUGUGGACGAGCCUGCUCCAAAUCAAGUGACCUUUCACCUGCCACUGCACCGUUACUACGCCAUGUUCCUAAGCAAGGCAGUGAAGUGCCAGGGGCUUGACCUGGACAGUCUCCUCCCACACCAAGAGAUGCUCAUGAAGAUCAUGGUCCAUCCACUCCAGAUUCAGGCGAGCCUGUCAGAGAUUCACAGUAACAUGUGGGUAAGAAAUGGUCUCCAGAUCAAAGGACAGGCUAUGACGUACGUGCAGUCUCACUUCUGCAACUCCAUGAUCGAUCCAGACAUCUUUCUGCUCCAGGUGUGUGCGUCAAGGCUUGAUCCCGACUACUUCAUCUCUUCAGUGUUCGAGAGAUUCAAAGUGGUGGACCUGUUGACCAUGGCCUCUGUGCACCAGAAUGCAGUACUGGACGGUGAGCAGGAGAGGCCAAUGCUGGAGGGAGCCUUGACGUUUCUUGUCAUCUUGUCCAGUCUUCGCAUUCACUUGGGCAUGGCAGAUGAUGAAAUUCUCAGAGCCGAGAUGGUCUCCCAACUGUGCAUGAACGACCGCACCCACAGUUCACUGUUGGACCUCAUUCCUGAGAAUCCCAACCCCAAGAGUGGGAUCGUCCCGGGAAGCUGCAGCUUUGAGGAGAUGCUGUCUGCUGUGGCUGACUUCAAAGCCCCCGUGUUUGAACCUGGGGGUUCCAUGCAGCAGGGCAUGUACACACCUAAAGAGGAGGUGUGGGAGAAGGAGUUUGACCCCAUCAUGGUGGUUCUCAGAACAGUCUACCGUCGUGAUGUCCAGUCAGCAAUGGACAGAUACUCAGCAUUCUUGAAACAGUCUGGGAUGCACACGACAGGGAAUCCAUGGCCACCGUACAAAGAGCGGACUCCUCUGCACCCAUGUUACAAAGGCCUGGACAGACUUUUACACUGCAAGACUCUUCACAUUGUCAUCUUCACUCUGCUUUACAAGAUCUGGCUGGAUCACUCCAACAUGUCUGAGCAUGUUCUGUGCAUGGUGCUCUACCUGAUUGAGCUGGGCUUGGACAACCAGGUUCAAGAGGACAAGGAGGAGGAGGAGCCUUGCAUUGAGGAGCACUGCCAUGACAGCUGGUUCCCAGGCACCAACCUCCUGUCCAACCUGCACCAUGUCAUCAACUACGUGAGGGUGAGGGUGCCUGAGACUGCCCCCGAGGUGAAGAGGGAGAAGGAUCCCCCUCCCAGCACCAGCGCUCAGGCAUCCAACUUCGGCCAGAACGUCCGGGAGGCGCAGGUGUUCAGCCUGGUGGCUGAGCGCAGGAGGAAGUUCCAGGAGAUCAUCAACCGCAGCAGCACCGAGGCCAGCCAGGUGGUGAGGCCCAAGAGCAGCUCUACGCGCUGGGUCCCGCCCGGCACGCCUCCCCAGCUGGUCACAGAGAUCCUGGAGAUCCGCGAGAGCAUGCUCUCCCUGCUCAUCAAGCUGCACCAGAAGCUGUCGGCCAAGCAGAACUCUCUGUCGGCCACUUGGCUGGAGGAUAUGGAAACCAGCAGCCACGCCCACGGGGAUGGCAUCACCGCCAUCGAGCGCGUCCUCACCAAGGCAGCCACGCGCAGCCGCCAGAGCAAGCGCAGCAUCCAGGAGAUCUGUGGGAAGGUCUCUCCUCCCGUCGCUCCCAAGAAGAACAGCCCCACUGACAAGAAGACCAUGGAUAAGGACGAGAGGCGUCAGAGGGCUCGAGAGAGACAGCAGAAGCUACUGGCUGAGUUUGCCUCCAGACAGAAGAGUUUCAUGGAAACAGCCAUGGAUGUCGAAUCUCCAGAUGCUGAAGCAGCCAUGGACCUGGGUGCCUCUGAGGUGAUGGAGUCUGAGGUCCUCUAUGACUGUGUGAUCUGUGGCCAGAGUGGCCCUUCCACUGAGGACCGGCCCACUGGCCUGGUGGUUCUCCUCCAGGCAUCGUCAGUGCUGGGACACCGAUGCAAGAGUGACGAGACGAAGAAACUGCCUACCACUGACGAUGAGCACAUCUACCCAGCGGACACGUGCGGGGCGGCUCAAGACGUCAGACUCGCUCUCAUGCAACGCUUCUUCAAAGAUAGUUCCUGUCUGCAGUCGGUCUCAAUAGGCUGGGAUGGGGGUGUGUAUGUGCAGACCUGUGGACACACCCUGCACAUAGACUGCCACAAGUCCUACAUGGAGUCUCUGCGGAAUGACCAGGUGCUGCAGGGCUUCUCUGUGGAUAAGGGCGAGUUCACCUGCCCGCUGUGCAGACAGUUUGCCAACAGCGUGCUGCCUUGCCGCCCGGGCCGGAGCACCGAGGUGGUCAGCUGGCACAUGCCCACCAACAAGAAGACCGCUGUGCUGGUGAAGGAGGUGGAGGACCUGCAGGAGCAGCUGGGGCUUUUCUCAACGGAGUCCAACCUGAGUAAAGAAAUGGAGUCGGUGAUCAAGGACAUCAAGAACACCACCCAGAGGAAGUACAUGGACUAUGGCAAGAACCCCGGUUCCCCUGACAACGACUUCCUCUUCAUGUACUCUGUGGCCAGGACAAACCUGGAGCUGGAGCUGGUGCACCGUGGAGGGAACCUGUGUUCUGGAGGAGCCAGUGCUGCAGCCAAGCGCUCCUGUCUCAAUCAGCUUUUCCAUGUGCUUGCCAUGCACAUGCGUCUGUACAGCAUUGAUUCUGCGUACAAUCCCUGGACCAGGUUGACCCAGGUGGCUCAGAGAAGAGACGACUGCCUGGAUGACGAGAGGCCAGAGGUCCCCAUGCUGUUCAGAGACUGCCCAUCCCUGCUCAUCAUCUUUGUGUUGACCAUGCCACAGCCACUACGCAAAGAACACUUCAUCUGUCUGGUGAGGAUGCUGUACAACCUGCAGUACACCCAGGCUCUGGCAUCUCUCUCAGCCAAGUUCAGCCCCGAGGAGAGGCAGGCCUGGAGCACGUCUGGAGCUCUCAAGAAGAAUGCUUUCAAUGCCGAGAAGUCCUAUGACGCUCUUCUCAGCCAUGUCAUCGGUGAGCUGUCCAAGGUGAAGACUGUGUAUGAUGUGAACACUGAAGUGCCGUCUAUGCUGAGCUCCAGUGUGUGGUCCCCACACUCCAUAGAGUACAGCCUCCAGCAGUUCUGCCUGCCCUACCUCCGCCUCUCCUGUCUCCUGCAGCACCACCUCUAUGGGGACAAACUGUCAGGUUGCCCGGAGGUAGAGGAGUUCUCAGGCCUCGCCGGCUGUCUAGGGCUCCUGGCCCCGGCCCUUCAACCAUCCAACCCCAUCUACAGUGCCUCGUGUCUUGACUGGACGGUCAACGCUUUCGACCUGAUGACUCAAUGGUGCUCUGAGGUCACGGGGCUCUCUGACACUCAGGCAAAGAAAUCAAUAACCUUGCUUGUCCAGGAUCCACAGUGGGCGUCCCCCCACCUCCUCCACUUACCUGACCACUACAACAUCAUCUUCCAGUACUACCACAAGAAGGCCUGCACUUCCUGCAAAAAGGUGCCAAAGGACCCAGCACUCUGCCUCGUCUGUGGCGCCUUCGUCUGCCUCAAAGGGCUGUGCUGCAAGCAGCAGGGGAUCUGUGAAUGUGUUUUGCACUCUCAACACUGUGGUGCAGCAACAGGCAUCUUCCUAUUGAUCAACGCCUCUGUCAUCAUCAUCAUCCGAGGGCAUCGCUUCUGCCUGUGGGGCUCUGUUUACCUGGAUGCCCACGGAGAGGAGGACCGCGAUCUACGUCGUGGCAAGCCCCUGUUUCUAUGUGUGGAGAGGUAUAGAGUGCUGCAGCAACAGUGGGUUUCGCACACCUUCGAUCACAUUAACAAGCGCUGGGGACCUCACUACAACGGACUGUAAGGUUACCUGAACCCACACCCUGAUGGAAAAGAAUCUCUUUGGCUUAUGUGUCUGCCUCUGUUAAACAUAUAGGAAAUGUAUCAUGUGAUAUAAGCAAAUAUGCAGUGAGUGUCACUGCCACAGCCUUGGAUUAUGUGGAUUUUGGUGUACAAUCAUGCCUAAAGACUAACUGUGUGUGUGUGUGUGUGUAUGUUUUUAUUUAAGUGAUUUACUGUGUGAAUUUCAACAGGGAGAAACCUGAAAGCAGAACUUUGUCCAGUUAGUUUGGAAGAGGUUCUGAAGACAGACAGUUUUUUUUUCACCAAAAAAUACUCAGAUUCUGGUGGAUAUUUGUACACUCUGAUUGGCUUACAGGUUGAGUUCGAACUACUCGAUAUUUGGAGUAUAUAGAAUGACAGAUUUGCCCCUGGUAAGGUUAAUGAUUAUCAUCUUUGUCACCAUGUACGAAUUGAUGCAUAUCCCUCAUUUUUUGACUUCGUACUGCUGGCAUGAGUUUAAAGCUCUUGAUAAGUAUACCAAUGUUAUUGCAAAUUGUGUGCUCAGUGUGUGUGUUGGGACAUUCUGGUAGGCGACACAAGUCCGCUCAUCAACAAAGAGUUUAUUGCAGUUAAGCAAAGGCAAUUUUUUUUUUAAAUUCAUCCUCAGGUAUAAUUUUUUUGCUGUAGUUUAAAAUUCAACGUUUUUAAUAUUUUUAAUAAAUGUUGCUGCUCAUUGUUCCAAUAAGUAAUUUUACCUUUUGUAAAGAUUAUUUUUGUUUUCUUUUUCUAAGAAAUUAAAGUUUUGUUUAUGGUAGAUGGCUGGCAACAGGUUGUUGAUUCCAGCUCGCUGCAAGGUUGAGGGAGACAGUCAUCUCUAUUGGUCUUUGCAGUCCUGCCUUUCAUUACGCCUCCGGCCCGGGUCCCUGAGGAAACUCAAUGCCCACUCACCAGUCUGGCCACAGUAGAGUACACAGAAAAGACUGUUGUGGAGUAUAUCUGUCCAAUGUAAUUGGCAUGCUUUUCUCAAAAUCUCCAUUGCUCAGAAUGUCAUGUGCAAUGGGAUUUUGCUAUAGUUAAAUUGAAAUAUUUUUAUUUCAAAGUUAUUGUACUGAUAUGGCUUUCUUUAAGGGAAUGGGAAUCAUUUCAUCCUUUGUGCUGGUGAAGAAUUUAGCAGUUUUAAAAUACAGUUUCAUUAAUUUUUUUGGCCUGAUUUUCACAUUUCCUUAGUUUCUCUGUAAAGUUAUAGUAAAUGUAUAUGGGCUCAUAAUGCAAGAUCCCAUCUUUAAAUAACCAUAGGUAAAGACAAGUAAUUGGGAAAUUGUUGAAGAUGAUGGUAGAUGUAAUUGUAGGUGGUUUUGCGAAGUGUAAUACCGUUAAUCUUAACAAAUUUGUCAUUCAUUUAAUCCACACUUGUGGUCCAAUGAUAUCAUUUUUUUAUACUUUCAAAUAACAGAUUAUUUGUAUGCUUUUGAUUGCCAAAAGUUAUAAUUACAGUGUAUUUUAUAAGGAAGACUCUUUCCCUAUGCCUAAAUUUCUCCAAGUUUAAAUUAUUAUCUUAGGUCAUGGAUACAUUCCAAUGUUAGACAUCAGACUUCAGCCAUAAUACACAAUGUAUGCAUGACAUAUAGUUUUUUCAGUCACACUUUAGUCACACUUUUUGAGGUUUGGGUCUUAAAUGCUUAGUUUAAAUUACAAUGUCACCAACUGGAUGAGUAGAUGGCCUACUUAUCCUCUUGUGCGUGCAAGAUAACUUUUAGUGAAAAACAGCACAUUCAAAUUCUUGGGUGAUUUAUUCUGGUGAAAGUAUUUUGUGAAUUGCUGGUCCACAUCGUGCUCGAAGGAGGAAUCUUUUCGGGAAUAUUUGUUUCCAUCCACGCAUGCUGCUUAUCUGUCUACUCUGAGAUUCCCUUCCCUCUUUUUUGCCAGUCCCUACUUUGUAGCCUACAUGACUGCAACAAAAUAUCCAAUGAGUGAUGGGUGUACGUUCUAAUUGAAAGUUCUUUGUUCUCCUGUAUGAAUGAAAAUCAGAAGGAAUACAGUACAUUACUGUAGGUGCUGAUUCAGGCUUUCUGAGUUGGAUCAGAAAGUGUGACUUGGACAUUUAUUGCAAAAUGUAACAUAUGUUAAUAAAAAUAUAAACACA
Salvelinus namaycush (lake trout) is the source of this 7707-nucleotide messenger RNA. Its product is annotated as E3 ubiquitin-protein ligase ubr3. Lineage: Eukaryota; Metazoa; Chordata; Actinopteri; Salmoniformes; Salmonidae. The transcript has 39 exons. Gene Ontology annotation, molecular function: ubiquitin protein ligase activity; zinc ion binding. Gene Ontology annotation, biological process: ubiquitin-dependent protein catabolic process via the N-end rule pathway; protein ubiquitination. Gene Ontology annotation, cellular component: cytoplasm; ubiquitin ligase complex. The coding region runs from base 40 to 5586 and encodes 1848 amino acids. The record is from RefSeq and is a predicted model, not a curated record.